This is a messenger RNA of Octopus bimaculoides (California two-spot octopus), 1145 nucleotides long. RefSeq names its product trans-1,2-dihydrobenzene-1,2-diol dehydrogenase. The record is from RefSeq and is a predicted model, not a curated record. Gene Ontology annotation, molecular function: nucleotide binding. Lineage: Eukaryota; Metazoa; Mollusca; Cephalopoda; Octopoda; Octopodidae.
AUGAUUGAUAUGACAGAAGAUAAACUGACACUGGUACCCACACUUGCACCUAAUUUCACAACUUAUCUCCUGAUGAUAACUGCAGUGGUAUCCAAAUCUUUUGAGAAGGCCAAGAAAUUUGCUGACAAAUUUAAAAUUCCAAAUGUGUAUGACAGCUAUGAAGAAUUUGCCAAAGAUCCCAACAUAGAUUUGGUAUACAUUUCAACUAUCAACAGUUACCAUCAUCCUCUCAGCAUUCUUAUGCUUAACAAUGGCAAACCUGUGCUGUGUGAGAAAACCUGUGGAAUUACCACAAAGGAUACAGAAGACAUGCUUCAACUUGCAAAGUCACAGAACCUAUUUUUCAUGGAGGCCUUGUGGUCCAACUUCUUCCCAGCCUAUGCAGCCAUUCGACAAGAAAUUGAGUCUGGAGCCAUAGGAAAGAUACGCUACUUAGAUGUAGAAUUUUUUGUUGACAUAUUUUCAAAGUCACGUAUUUCUGAGCACUCUUUGGGUAGUGGUGGUCUAUUGGAUAUUGGUGUAUAUACAAUAUGGCUUGCAAACUUCAUAUUCAGACAAAAACCUGAGACAAUUACAGCUGUUGGAACAAUUGCUGAUACAGGUGCCGACCAGUCUGCCAAUAUUAUUCUGACUUAUAAGGACAGUGCCAGAGCCUCUUUGUCCUAUGAUACUACUUUGAAUGGAAGAACUAACGCAUAUAUCUAUGGAACUAAAGGCAAAAUUUAUAUACAUCCACCGUUUUGGAGUACCACCAAAAUUGAGGUAAAUGGAGAAGAAAGAGAAUUUCCACUUCCCAAAUCUGAAGCACAGUAUAAUUACCUCAAUAGCAGUGGGUUAUCUUAUCAGGCCGAAUGUGUCCGCCAAUGUUUAGAGAAGGGUCAACUUGAAUGUCCUGCUCACACUCAUGCUGAUACUUUGUCAAUUAUAAACAUAAUUGAUGAGGUCCGACGACAAAUUGUAGAGAAACAUCAGAAGAACUAAACUUUUUGCAAAGAGGCAAAAAUGGAGGAUAAUAUCAUUGAAGAUUUGCCAAAGCAUUUUAAACAGUUUGAAAAGCUUUGGCAACACUUUCAAGUAAGAGCCUUACUUGAAAAGCUUUAAAAUUUCAUUGUCAUCUUUGAAAGAAAUAAACAUUGAAUGAGUGA